This is a messenger RNA of Dendroctonus ponderosae (mountain pine beetle), 5235 nucleotides long. It is a transcript of the gene LRP1, whose product is annotated as prolow-density lipoprotein receptor-related protein 1. NCBI's taxonomy places the organism in Eukaryota, Metazoa, Arthropoda, Insecta, Coleoptera, Curculionidae. The transcript has 28 exons. The record is from RefSeq and is a predicted model, not a curated record. The coding region runs from base 88 to 5220 and encodes 1710 amino acids. Gene Ontology annotation, molecular function: calcium ion binding; protein binding.
AAUGAUUCGUCGCGCCGUUUUUAUGCUUCAGGAGCGAUUAACCCAGAUUAUUUCCUAGCAAUCUCCAACUUAAACGGCGAAUAUGUGAUGAUGUUGCUGGAAAACGAACAAAUUCUCUCUGUGGCCGUGCAACCGUCCGCAGGGAAGAUAUUCUGGAUUGGCAGGGAAAAUGGAUCAGCGCAUCUGGAAAGCAGCGGAAUGGACGGCUCAUCGCGAAAAAUCCUCGUUCCAGAUGUGGGCGACGAAGCCAAAAGUCUAGUGGUGGACUUGGAAGCCAAUCGACUUUAUUGGGUCAGCGACUCGAAAAUCAUCUACUCCAAACUGGACGGAACAAAUGUAGUAAAACUGAACCUUCCUGCGAAUGCCACAGUGACUACAAUUGCCGUAUAUAAGAAGAGCAUUUAUUACGCUGAUGAUGUGGAUCACUCGAUUUAUGUGGCCGAUAAAACAACGGGAAGCAGCUCGGCUAAGGCUCUAAGAAAUAACACCAGCGGCGUUUUGGCUUUGCGAAUCUACGACCCUGCAGACCAAAUAGGCUCACACGUUUGCCAGCAGCUGAACGGAGGUUGCGAGCACCUUUGCCUGCCCAGAUCAGAACUUUCCUAUGUAUGCCGAUGCGCUUUAGGCUAUCAGCAGGACCCAUUGAACGACCACAAGUGCAUUGGAAUCGACGAUUUUAUAUUUUUCUCGCUCGGCUGGGAGUUGCAGGGGCGCCCUUUAAACGGGUCAAAUGCCACGAGGGUUUUGGGCCCGAUUUCAAGGGUGUCCAGUGCGGCGCCCAUUGACUUCAUUGCCAGCAAAGAUUUGCUGUUUUGGGCCGAUACUGAACAUGGGCAAGUCACCAAGAUGAAAAGAGACGGCACUGAAAGAAGCUUCCCAUUGGACCAGAACGAAAUUAUCGACAACGUUCCGGUGGAUUGGUUAACAUGUUUGGCAAUCGACUGGGUGGCCGAAAAUAUGUACUGGUGCGACUCGAAACGCGGUACCAUCAGUGUGUCCAGAUUGGAUGGAAGCAAAGAGCAUGUGCUUUUGUCCAACGAUACAAUCAAGCCCAAUGCAAUCGCCUUGGAUCCUGUCAAGGGGCUUAUUGUUUGGGCCGCACAGAAUCGACUGGAAAUAGCGACGUUGGACGGCCAGAAUCGGCGGACUCUUUUGAGCAAACCCAAGAAGUUCAGCGACAUUGCUUUGGACUCGGAUAAUGAGCAGAUUUACUUUUGCGACGCCUCAUCGGCAACGAUCGAGCGAAUUAAAUACGAUGGUGGCAACCAUUCGAUUUUGCUGAACAACAGCACGCUGGCCAAGCCGGUGAGUCUUACAUUUUUCGAAGACAUUCUCUACUGGAUGGACGCGACUAAACACGACGGUAGCAUAAGUAAGGCGCCCAUAUCGAAUCUGUCCGACAUCACUCUGCUAGAGCAAGACUUGGGAUCUUCGGUCAGUGAUAUUCAGAUCUUCUCCAAGCGGAAACAAGGGGGAACUAAUGUGUGUGCGACAAACAACGGCGGUUGCGAGCAACUUUGUCUCUUCAACGGAACUCAGGCCGUGUGCGUGUGCUCGCAUGGAAUGCCUUCCGACGACGGAAAAACCUGCAAGCCGUACGACAGUUUCGUCAUGUUUUCGAAAAUACUCAGCAUCGAGUCGAUACACAUGACCGGCGAUAAAAACUUCAUGAACUCCCCUUAUCCGCCCAUAAAGAACUCGUCCUACCUGAAAAACGCCAUUGGCUUGAGCUUCAGCCACAAACACCAACGGCUUUUCUACUCGGACAUUCAAAUUGGCUCCAUAAACGCGGUGUUUUUCAACGGCAGCGACCACCGGAUUAUUGUGGAAAAGCAAGGUUCAGUAGAAGGGCUGGCCUAUGAACAGCUGGGAAACGCGCUUUACUGGACUUGCAACAAUGACGCCACGAUCAACCGCGUGAAUUUGACCGAUCAAAUCUACAACUCGUCCGCAGUUGAAAGCGUUGUGAGGCUGCGCUCGCAGGAUAAGCCUAGAGGGAUUGCGGUGGAUUCCUGCGGUCAGCGAGUGUACUGGACGAACUGGAACGCUCAUCAGCCCACAGUUGAAAGAGCUUACUUUAGCGGGUAUGAGCGGGAAGCGAUCAUUUCGACGGAUAUCCGGAUGCCCAACAGUUUAACUUUGGACCACAAGGCACAGAAGCUUUACUGGGGCGAUGCCCGGCUGGAUAAAAUCGAACGAUGCGAAUAUGAUGGCUCGAAAAGGGUGAUACUGGCGAAAGUAACUCCGCAACAUCCUUUCGCGCUUGCCAUAUAUGGCGACUUUAUCUACUGGACCGACUGGAUUUUGCACGCAGUAGUGCGAGCCGAUAAAUUAACUGGACAGUACUUUGUGUCCAUUCGGCGGGACAUUGCCAGGCCGAUGGGCAUUGUGGCAGUGGCCAAUGACACAGAGGAUUGUUUCUCGAAUAAGUGCCUAAUAAAUAACGGGGGAUGCGAGGAAUACUGCGAGCUAACCGCCAAUGCGCAGGUGGAAUGCUCCUGCAGAGAAGGCAGAAUUCUCAAUUCGGACGGCCGCUGCUUCAGCACCAACACGGAUAUCGAGUGCACCAACACGGAAGAUAGUUUUCGCUGUUCGGAUGGUGGUUGUGUGCCCUUCCAUCUGACUUGCGACGGAAUCUCCCAUUGCGCCGAUGGUUCCGACGAAGAGGCUGGUUAUUGCAGCUACCGCACUUGUCCGCUCAGCUGGCUGAAGUGUCGCAAUAAAAAAUGUGUGCCCAUGAAUGCAACUUGCGAUGGAGUGGACGAUUGUGGCGACUCGUCCGACGAGCUGGAAUGCCGAUGUCCCGAGAACGAGUAUUUCAGAUGUACCAACGGCGAGUGCGUCUCGAGACUGGUUAAAUGCGAUGCCGAUCCCGAUUGUAGGGACAAUUCCGACGAAAUCGGCUGUCCGAUGCCCAAUUGUACCCUCCUGCAUAACGCGGACUUCCGCAACUGCAACUCCACCACCAACUGCAUCCACAAAGACUGGUUUUGCGACGGCGAGGACGACUGCUGGGACAAUUCGGAUGAAAUCGGGUGUCCAAAGCGAGUGGAGGCGUGCGAUUGGUUGAGCGAGUGGCAGUGCCAGUCGGGCGCCUGCAUCGAUUUGACUGCGCGCUGCAACACCAAGCUGGAUUGUCAGGACGGGUCCGAUGAGGUAAACUGCGGCGUGACCGGGAUGGCGUGUCCAGCCAAUCAUUUCCGUUGUGUGAGCGACGGAAAUUGCAUUCCGACCUCUUGGGUGUGCAACGGAGUGCCAGACUGCCAUGACCAGAGUGACGAGUUGGACUGCAAACACCAAUGCGGAGCCAACAAAUUCAUGUGUGUGACGGGAGGCGAGUGCAUCCCAAAGUCCUGGCAGUGCGACGGUACUCCUGACUGUCCCGAUCAGUCCGAUGAAACUGAACAUUGCAACCAUACGGAAUGCACCCAGCAGGAGUUCAGAUGUAACGCGACAGGCCGAUGCAUCCCCAAGAGCUGGAUGUGCGAUGGAGAGGUUGAUUGCGAAAACGGCCAAGACGAAAAUCCGGCAGGAGGUUGCAACACCAGGACGGCCUGCACUGAUCAACAGUUCGAGUGCGGCAAAGGAGGUCAUUGCGUGAACCGUUCGUACUACUGCGAUGGAGACAAGGAUUGCCAAGAUGGAAGCGACGAGCCGGAUCAUUGCUACCGAACUUGUGCGGCUGGAGAAUUCCACUGCGAUAAUGGAAAAUGCAUUUUAGAGCUGCACCAAUGCGAUGGCAAAAACGAUUGCGGAGAUGGAAGCGAUGAAAACAACUGUCCAUCGGACGAGUAUUGUCAAGGCCGAGGUUGGUUUCACUGCGCUAAUGGAGUUUGUAUCAAUGAGACUCUGCUCUGCAAUGGGGAGAACAACUGUGGAGACUUCUCAGACGAAUCGCGCUGCUCUAUUGACGAAUGUUCCGCCACUCCACCUGUAUGCCAGCACAUCUGCGUGGACAAAGUGGUUGGAUAUGAGUGCCUAUGCAGCUCUGGAUAUAAGGUAUCGGCGAAAAAUCAGCACCAUUGCGAAGAUAUAGACGAGUGCGUCGAUCGGCCGUGCAGUCAAAUCUGCAAAAAUACGCGCGGUUCCUACCACUGCAGCUGCCAUCAAGACUACAUCCUAGAUGGAAAUUCCUGCAAGGCGAAUUCGACCACCAAAGUCAGUCUUUUGCUGGCCAAUAGGUAUUACAUACGAGAAAUUGAUCUACUGGGAAACUCCAACCUGAUUGCCCACAAUCUGACCAAUGCCGUGGCUCUGGACUACGAUUGGGCGACGCAGUGCAUCUAUUGGUCGGACGUGACCCAACUGGGCAGCAGCAUAAAGCGGCUGUGCAACUACAAAGCGAACAGCACGAUUACGACGGAAAUUCAGAUCGAGACGCUGCAAGCGUCAACGUUACAGAAUCCUGAUGGUUUGGCGGUCGAUUGGGUUGGACGCAAUCUCUACUGGUGUGAUAAGGGCACUGAUACAAUCGAUGUGUCCACGUUGGAUGGAAAGCAUCGAAAAACGUUGCAUUCGACUGAUCUAGAAGAACCCAGAGCUGUCGCUUUGGACCCAAUCAACCGCUACAUGUACUGGACGGAUUGGGGAACUCGCGUGCACAUCGGGAAGGCCGGCAUGGACGGUUCCAGCCCGAAAGUGAUCAUCAGCAAAAACUUGGGCUGGCCGAACGCUUUGACAAUUUCUUACGAGACCAGCGAAGUUUUCUGGGCAGACGCCCGAGAGGAUUACAUUGCUGUCGCUGACUUGGACGGCAACAACAUCAAGAUCAUCGCAAGCAGAAGCAAGAACAGCAAACUGCAGCUGCAUCACGUGUUUGCCAUCGACGUCUGGGAGGAUUUCGUCUACUGGACCGACUGGGAAACCAAGUCGAUCGAACGGUGCAACAAAUACACCGGAGAAAACUGCUCGACGAUUUUAAGCACCGUUCAUCGGCCAAUGGAUGUUCGAGUGGUGCAUCCGCUGCGACAGCCCAAGGUGGAGAACAAUCCUUGCGAAAAAGCCAACUGCUCAGCCCUCUGUUUGCUGGCGCCCAAAGAGCCGUAUUUCGUCUGCCAAUGUCCCGAGAACUACGUUUUAGGCAAAGACGGUCGUUCCUGUGAUGCCAACUGCACUUCGUCGCAUUUCGAAUGCAAGGCGAACUACAAGUGCAUCCCGUUUUGGUGGAUGUGCGAUACUCAAGACGAUUGCGGCGAUGGUAAUGGAAAAACCGACUUUUAAGUCAAUUUGUUGGAU